Messenger RNA from Centropristis striata (black sea bass), 766 nucleotides. It is a transcript of the gene arl6ip6, whose product is annotated as ADP-ribosylation factor-like 6 interacting protein 6. NCBI's taxonomy places the organism in Eukaryota, Metazoa, Chordata, Actinopteri, Perciformes, Serranidae. The record is from RefSeq and is a predicted model, not a curated record. The transcript has 4 exons. Bases 129 to 638 code for a protein of 169 amino acids.
GCGAUACGACAAGAAGUUGUAGUCAGUUCCUCCAGUCUAUACGGUCAGUUUAUAGUAUGUAGCGUCUGACACACGCCACAAGACUGAUUAAUAAUUCUGUAUAUACUUACAUUGUUACUGUUAAGUGCAUGAGGAUGCAGAGGAGUACGACGGACAGGGACUUUUUAAGAGAAGGAGUCGGUCGCUCGUACUCGUCAGAGGAACCAGAAGAAGCUGCUCCGGGGAGGACCGUCAUGUCCUCAGAGGGAGCGGGGGGGAGGACACGGUGGCUGGUGGUCCUGCUGUCCGCGCUGUUUUCUGCCGGAGUUGUGGCCGCUGUGGGUUGUGUCUGCGCCCUCAUAUACCCCAUACUCAAAGAGCUGCGGGCAGAGAGAGUGAGAGGAGAGGACGGCACGGAGCAGAGGAUGCUGGGUUUCUGGAGUGUCCUGGUGCUGUCAGUGUUAGUGGGGUUCAUCUGCUGUGUCUUCUCAUGGACCCUCACCUACCUCGACUCAGAGCGGACUGGCGUGGCGUUGGGAGCGCCACUGACACUGGCCCACUUCAGAGACAUCUCUGGCCAUGGCUUCCACUUUGGUUAUGGCGUUGCUGUGCUUAAUGGCAUCAUGGCCAUGCUCACUGUGGUGUGGAGCCUCACCUGACACACAGACACGCUCAGGAGAAGGUGCACUAAUACUGGCCAGGGACCAGCCUAUGACAGGUUGAAGGGGUCUCCACUGCUGAAACGCUGCUGUUGUCAAGCUGUUUUCCCACUCACCCUGUGUAGAUA